AAUAACAUGGUAAAUGGUGGCUGAGUUCAAAGUUUGCAGUGGACAUGUGCAUGUAUUUUAAGAGUGAAAAGACACUCAAGUAGUCUAAAAAGUUCUUCCAUGGCGAAUAAUAAACUAUCUGGAGAGAAAACUUUCGAUUAUCAAUCACAAAAAGAAAGUCUUCCCCUACCAUCACUUGUACAAUCAUGUGCAAAAUAUUUAGAAGCAGUAAAACCAUUUGUGAGCAAAGAGGAGUUUUUCUACACAGAAAUGCAGGUUCAUUUGUUCCAGAAUGGAAUUGGAAAGGAGUUCCAUAAUAAGUUGGAAGAGCUUGCUAGAAACUCACGUAAUUGGCUUCAAGACUGGUGGUUUGACAUGUAUCUAAACUACAGAGGACCAUUGCCAGUUGUUAGUAACACUGCUGGUGGAGUUGAGUCUUUGACACCAUUUGAUCAACCAACACUUGGUGUGCAAUAUCAAAGAGCAUCUGUAUGGAUUUACUAUAUGGCAAAACUAUAUCUAAAUAUAAUACACCAAAAAUUACCAGUCCAGAGACAACAAAAAAAGCACCCAUUUGAUAUGUCACAAUAUUGCUACAUGUUUUGUGGUGGCAGAAUCCCGGGUGAAAAAUUUGAUACACCAGUAAACUUCAUACAUUUAUUGCCAACGAAAGAUGGAAAAGUAGAAGUUGUUGCUAAUAGUAAACAUAUUGUUGUUUUGAUGAGGGGAAGAAUAUUUACAGUAAAAAUUUUCGACAGUUCUGGAACUUUAUUGACUCCGCCGAAUAUAGAGAGACAGUUGCUGUUGAUUCGUGAUGAAUGUGAGAAACUUGAUGAUGGAGUGUCUAUUGGGUCUUUAACUUCAGAUGAUCGAAAUACAUGGUACAAGGCGUAUAAACAUCUUUGCCAACUGGAUAGACAAAAUAAAAUCAAUAUCAACAUAAUAAAUGAAGCCAUCUGUGCAUUUGCCUUUGACAAUAUCAAAACAUACAAUCUACAAGAUAGUUGCAAGCAUGCUAUACUGGGUGACUGUGUUAACCGCUGGUUUGAUAAAUCUUGUACGGCCAUUGUCUCUUCAACUGGAAUUAUUGGAACAAAUUCUGACCACCUACAUUUGGAUGGGAAUGUGGGCACGACAAUGUUACAAAUUAUACAUGACAACGUACAAAAAUGUCAAUAUCGAUGGCAGGGUGAUACGAGUCUACAGAUCAUGGAACAACCUUUGGAGCUUCAGUUUACUGUGGAUAAUUUCAUAUUGAAUGCUAUUAAGGAAUCACAAAGAAAACAUAGAAGAUUUGUUGCCUUGUUGGAUGUAAUUGAUAAGCCAGUGCCAGGCUAUGGAAAGUCGUACGCCAAGUCCGUCGGAGUUCAUCCAGAUUCGUUAGUACAAAUGGCGAUACAACUUGGCUACUACACAUUACAUCGAAAAGUGGCAUCAACUUAUGAAUCUGCUACAACACGUAUGUUUCGCAGUGGUAGAACAGAAACUUCCAGAAGUUGCACGUGUGAAUCGAAAGAAUGGGUGGAUGCCAUGUUUGAUGCAAAUUCGAAUAGAGAAACGCGCAAAAGAUUAUUUCGUCAAGCAGCUGCAAAACACAUCAAAACGUUAGGUGAAGCUUGUGACGGAAAAGGAUUUGAUCGACAUUUUUAUGUUUUGCAACGUAUGAUAGAAAAGGAAGGCCAACCUACACCAGGAAUUUUUACUGACAAAGCUUGGAAACUUAGUGGUGGUGAUGGGAACUUUGUUAUCUCAUCCAGUCUGUCUGGCUUCUUCCAAUUGCAUGGCGGGAUGGCACCCAUGAUUCACCACGGUUAUGGCGCUUUCUACACUAUAGAACCUCACAGAUUGAACUUAAACGUGAGUGCUUGGAAAACUUCUGAUCAAACAAAGUGUAGAGAACUGUACGACUCAAUUGUCGAAGCACUUCAUACGAUACACGAGUUGUUACUCGAUCACUCGAAAUUGUAAACACAUGGGUGUAUACGAAGAUAUCACUCGACUUAUUUGCCGAAGGCGAAAAACACUAUUGUGACCAGGAUGAUAUAUUAUGCGAGCGGAAUUUAAGAUGGUGUAAAAUAUUUUAGACGUUUUAUUAGAAUCAUUUUUAGUGUACAUACAAGCUGAGUUAGGUAGGUUAAAAAAUUGCAAUUUUUUGUUCUUGACCAGAUAAGCAGAAGCCUGCAGGCGAAUGCGUUGUAAAUAAAGUACCGCCAAGAUAGUUAAUUUGCUUCUCACCGCCACAAAGACGUUGUUUGAAAUAGCGAUGAGUAAUCGUAUGAGCAGUUCAGUGAUUUUUUUAAUAAUGUUCUUAAACACAAAACCAUGUAAAACCUAGAAUGUCAUUAGGUCCAGUACUUUUUUAAAUCUAGCAAAUAAAAUUGAAUAUAUUUUUUUACAUUUUA
Molecule: messenger RNA, 2381 nt
Organism: Hydractinia symbiolongicarpus
Lineage: Eukaryota; Metazoa; Cnidaria; Hydrozoa; Anthoathecata; Hydractiniidae
Product: peroxisomal carnitine O-octanoyltransferase-like
Exons: 17
Coding region: 100-1947 (615 amino acids)
Cellular component (GO): peroxisome
Molecular function (GO): carnitine O-octanoyltransferase activity
Source: RefSeq, a predicted model, not a curated record